AAAACGCCAUGAUUGCAGCAGAGCAGGGACAUCGCUGGUAGACCGAUUUGGUCACAAAGGGACGCCGUGGCUAAGGAAGUGAUGCGCACCGUACUUUAACAUCUUAUCUCACUCACGCAUUACACAACCCGAAUGGGGAGCAUCGACCAGUUUUUCGAGAGCCUCGGGAAAGAAGAAUUCCAUCCUUUGUCCAACACAUCUCUGGGAAACUUUACUGGCAUCAACCAGACACUGAAGGGAAAUGAAAGUAUCAUUUUAUUUCCCCCGGGGACCUCAGACCCCCUUAUACUCACAGUGGGCCAGAAGUUCUAUGCUGUCGUCACUCCUAUCAUCAUAGGCAUAGGAUUGUGCGGAAAUAUUCUCUCUUUCAAUGUCUUUGUCAGCAAGAGCAUGCGGAGUCUCUCAGCUAGCUGCUACCUUGCUGCCCUCUCUCUCUCGGACAUCCUGGUACUUCUCAUCUACGUGCUUCUUGAUUGGCUGACCCGUGGACUGGCAUUUCUCACCGGAAGUUACGCAGCCGGUCACAUCCUGUCCCGAAAUGGCGUGUGCCACAUGUUUCUUUACUUCAGUUACGUCAUGCGGUUCAUGUCAGUAUGGCUGAUCGUAGCGUUCACAAUUGAGCGUUACAUAGGCGUGUGCAGGCCGCUGCUUAGGUUACGCAUGUGCACGCGCAGCUACGCCCGAAAGACCAUCACGAUAUACGUCAUCGCUGCGUUCAUCCUGUCUCUGUACAAGCCUGUCUUGAGCGGAGUGUACGAAGUUAACAAGAUAACGAAAGAGAAAGUCUGCACCCACAACAGUGAAUUCAAGACCCUCUCCUACGUCAUAGACAUGAUUUUCGGAAUGAGCAUCACCCUCGUGCCGUUCGUAAUAAUUAGCGUGUUGAACGUUCUAAUGGUCCGGAAGUUGGUCGCGCGCAGCCGGAACCGCAGGCGCGGAGUAUUCGGCAUGGUGCAGGUCCAAGAGAAUAAAAUCAGGAUGGAAAUGACCAUCAUUCUUCUCGGUCUCUCCACCUGUUUCGUCAUGUUAAACAUGCCGUAUUUCGUCACCUGGUGUCUGCACAUGUACAGAACCUUCCCCAGCCGCGAGACCGACGUUGACUUCCGGUACUCGCGGGGCGCUCUACACGUCACUCGGACAAUCUACUUUUUCAACUACUGUGUCAAUUUUUUCCUGUACAGCAUCUCCGGGGCAUGCUUCAGAAAAGAACUUAGAGCAUUGUUUACGUACAGGCGACUACAGCGUCGCUCCUCCAGUUUAAGAAGUAUGCGAUCUUCGAUUCUAAGAAACGAGUCCAACCAAAGAACGGACUCGGCAGAUAACACUAUUUUAUAGUCUCUACCGGGAGGAGUGCGGAAUAACAUUUUUGUAAAAUUUUAAUGUUGAAAUAAAAAACCGCAACUGACACUGAAAUAAAAACUUAUUCUACAUAUUCCUAUACUUGAUACAUGCAGGAGCAAUGGCAGUCAUUCAGACAGUUGUGCCCAUGUGAUCAUUCCUUUUUAUGUAUUAGAAUUAUAUUCAACAGUAUGCGCCCUUUGUAUGUGAGCACAGUCAAUUCGGAGGAAAGCCAAAUCAUCACAGGUGACAGUCAUGUAGAGAUUUCAGCCAUAAAAUAACUGCCUAUUGGCCA
This is a messenger RNA of Lingula anatina, 1633 nucleotides long. Its product is annotated as cysteinyl leukotriene receptor 2-like. Gene Ontology annotation, biological process: G protein-coupled receptor signaling pathway. NCBI's taxonomy places the organism in Eukaryota, Metazoa, Brachiopoda, Lingulata, Lingulida, Lingulidae. The record is from RefSeq and is a predicted model, not a curated record. Gene Ontology annotation, cellular component: plasma membrane. Gene Ontology annotation, molecular function: G protein-coupled receptor activity.